This is a messenger RNA of Mesitornis unicolor (brown roatelo), 1516 nucleotides long. RefSeq names its product sorting nexin family member 30 (gene SNX30). Lineage: Eukaryota; Metazoa; Chordata; Aves; Mesitornithiformes; Mesitornithidae. The annotation marks the transcript as partial. The record is from RefSeq and is a predicted model, not a curated record. The transcript is spliced from 8 exons. Gene Ontology annotation, cellular component: cytoplasm. Gene Ontology annotation, molecular function: phosphatidylinositol binding; protein binding.
GAUCUUAGUCUACCCAAUGGCACACCUGUGGACACUUCAAGCCCAGCCUCCUCCUCGUCUCUUCUCAACAGACUGCAGCUGGAUGAUGACUUAGAUGGGGAAACUAGAGACCUCUUUGUGACUGUCGAUGAUCCCAAAAAACACGUGUGCACAAUGGAGACAUACAUCACAUACAGGGUUACAACAAAGACCACACGAGCAGAGUUUGAUUUGCCAGAGUAUUCUAUCCGCCGGCGGUACCAGGACUUUGACUGGUUGAGAAACAAGCUGGAAGAGUCUCAGCCAACGCAUCUCAUUCCUCCUCUUCCUGAGAAAUUUGUGGUAAAGGGUGUUGUCGAUCGCUUUUCUGAAGAGUUUGUAGAGACAAGGAGAAAAGCAUUAGACAAAUUCUUGAAGAGAAUAACUGAUCACCCAGUGCUUUCUUUUAAUGAGCACUUCAACGUGUUUCUCACAGCCAAGGAUCUUAGUGCCUACAAAAAGCAAGGAAUGGCAUUGCUGUCAAAGAUGGGGGAGUCUGUCAAAUACGUCACAGGAGGCUACAAAUUAAGAAGUCGACCACUAGAGUUUGCAGCCAUUGGGGAGUAUCUAGACACGUUCUCUCUAAAGCUUGGUACCAUUGACAGAAUAGCACAGCGGAUUAUCAAGGAACAGUUAGAAUACUUGGUGGAACUACGAGAAUAUGGACCUGUUUAUUCAACCUGGGGAGGGCUGGAGGUUGAGCUGUCGGAGCCACUGGAAGGGGUGUCUGCCUGUAUUGGGAACUGCUGCACAGCUCUUGAAGAACUCAGUGAAGACAUGACAGAAGACUUCCUGCCUGUGCUUAGGGAAUAUAUAUUGUACUCAGAGUCGAUGAAGAAUGUGUUGAAGAAAAGAGACCAAGUUCAAGCAGAGUAUGAAGCAAAACUGGAAGCAGUAGCCUUGAAAAAAGAAGAUCGUCCAAAGGUACCCACAGAUGUUGAGAAAUGCCAAGACCGAGUAGAGUGUUUCAAUGCUGACCUGAAAGCAGAUAUGGAGAGAUGGCAGAACAACAAAAGACAAGACUUCAGGCACCUACUGAUGGGUAUGGCAGAUAAAAACAUCCAGUACUACGAGAAGUGCCUUACGGCGUGGGAGUCAAUUAUACCACUAUUGCAAGACAAGCCAGAGGCCAAAUAAGAAGUAUCUUCAUGGACAGUCUAGCACUUCUGUGCUCAGUACCACUAGACAUACUGGAACUGUUUGAAGGACUCCUUUAGUCAAGUUAACUGAAAUGCCAGCUGCACUCGGGCUGGAACAGACACUCUGAAAACUAUUUGAGUUUUUUUCUCACUUUGUGUUUAAACUGGGGUAUAUUUCAUCUUUUUGAGUUAUCUUGAAUGGUUCCUUCUUUAUCCUAUGGAGUGAUUGGGGGUUGAUAGUGGAAGUGCACGGGGAUAUUGAUAAAACUUACCUCUAGUCUGGAAGGAACUAAUGAGUGGAACACUAAAAAGAUGUAAAUAAAACUCUACUGCAAGGUGCCAAAUGACAUCUUUAUUAC